AUGGAUGACGUGAGAUUUGAGUGGCUUCGUGACAAGGUCUACUGUGCUCUGGAGGUCGAAGACCCUGAGGUUUUUGAGGAACUUUUGAACCGGGAUGAUGGCGAGUACGAGAGGGCGCUUGCAAAGUUCCUCAACGAAACUCCCGAGGAAGGAAAGUCAGCUGCAAUCUUCUACAAGAGAUUACAAGAAGAAGACAUCGAGGUCGAAGUGGAAGUUGAACCGUCGGAGCUUGAUCCCACCCUUGAAGCUCUCAAUGAUGAGAAUGGUGAAGGAGGAGAAGGGACAGACGGCGUCAUUUCUGCGCUGGAUGGCACUCUAACUGAGGCUACUGUCACUCCAGCAAUAGCUGAAACACCGGUGGAAGAAGAGAAAGGAAAAAAGAAGAAAAAGAAGAAAACCAAGAAGGGAUUGUCCUCGGCCAAAGCGGAGGAAGAACCCCCAAAAGAGGAGCCUAAGGAACCAGAGGAGAUCAAACCAGAGGAUGGAGUGGAUGGAUUGAUGGCGCCCUCACCUGAGAGAGUUCCACAAAUGAAAAUUGUCAAGCAGACGAUUGUCCGGACGUUACUCUACAUGUGCACUGGAAAUGUCCCUGAAGAAGUGUGCAACAACGAUUGCGUGUACUUCCUACGCAACACGCCUGGCAUGGUCGAGCUUCCUAACACACUGGAUGAGGCCAACCACACACUGCCACAGUUCUUUGAGUUUGGAGUGCUGAACGGUAGCUCCUUGACAAUGCUGGAACAGGUUAUCAUGCAGGUUUACAUUCCCCUGCUGUCCUUCAAUUCCCACAAGAACGGCGAGGCCCCUACGGCCGGUGAGCAGCAGGCAGCACUCUCCUCCACCUCCCAAGAAGAUAUGGAUGAAGAUGAUGAAGACGAAGAACUCUCACAGCAGAAGAAGCUGGUGGAAUCCCAACACCGGGCCAUGCUCCGCGAUGAAUUCCUCAUCAACAUGCAGAAGUUUGCUACUCACAUCAGUCGCACCAUCCAGCAGAUCGAGGGAGAGGUGCGAUUGGACGUGCCCCAGCUCAACCUAGACGGCGAUGUUGCUGAGUUGGCUAAAGACGACGCCCUUGUCCACAGGAUAGAGACCGCCUGCUUGGAGUGGACCAAACAGAUUGCCAGCGCUUUGGAGAUUCAGCUCAAGAAGACUCCUCAGGGUGACGGACCGCUGGCCGAGAUUGACUUCUGGCGGGAGCGCAAUGCUGCUCUCAGUGCCCUCUCGGAGCAACUCAAGCUCCACACCGUCAAGAAAAUGCUGGAGAUUCUUGCCAAGAGGGACACAAUGGGAGACCACGCUGUCUUGCAAAGCUUCGAGCUGAAUCGCUCAGAGCUGAACAAGUACCACGUUGAAGCCAAGGAUAACGUUCGCUUCCUCAGCACCCUGGAGAGACACUUUAAGAACGUGACCCACGGAGCGGGCUUCCAGAUCGUGUUGGACACUCUCCCGUCCAUGAUGAAUGCACUACGGAUGGUGUGGAUCAUAUCUAGGCAUUACAACCGAGAUGAAAGAAUGGUGCCACUGAUGGAACGCAUCGCCUGGGAGCUGGCAGAACGAGUGGCUAAGGUCAUCAACAUCAGGACCAUAUUCAAGGAAACUCCAUCUCAGAUCAAAGCCAGGACCCUGGAAGCCAAGAAGACUCUAGAGCUGUGGAAGGAAUGCUACUUUGAAGUCCGAGCCAAGAUUGAAGCAUCUGGGCGUGACGCGAGGUGGGAGUUUGAUCGUAAGCGUCUGUUUGAGAGAACUGACUACAUGGCUACAAUCUGCCAGGAUAUCUAUGAUGUAGCACAGGUCUUGCAAGAGUUCUACCACAUCUUUGGUCCAGAGUUGAAGUCAGUCACUGGUGAUCCGCAACGCAUUGAGGAUGUACUCAAGAGAGUGGAUGGACUUGUGGAACCCAUUCAAGAUGUGAGCUUUGACCCCUUCGGCCUGAAGCACCAGCUCCAGUGGCGUAAGGUCAUGGAGUGGUUCAACAAGGAGGUAGCGGCUAUCGAAGAAGAGGCCAAACACUUCAUCAAUGAAUCCUUCAAGACGCUGCGCUCGGCCGAGGGAGCCUUUGACAUGCUGCUCAAGUUUCAGAACAUCCGGUCACGGGAGGCCAUCAACUCACAGAUGAUGAAGAAGUUUAACGACAUCCUGGUGCAGUAUGGGAAGGAGGUGGAUACAGUCAACGCUUUAUUCAAGCAGCACCAGGACAACCCACCUGUCUCCAAGAACCAGCCGCCUGUAGGGGGCGCUAUUUUCUGGGAGCGGUCUCUCUUCCAUCGUAUCAAGCACACUAUCAUCCGCUUCCAGAGUAUGGAGGACCUGCUGACCAGCGAAUAUGGCAAAGCGGCUCGGAGCAAGUACCUAGGUGUGGCCCGACAGAUGCGAGAGUAUGAGGAGAAGAAGUAUGAGCAAUGGCGGGAGUACGUAGAAGGCAUCUUACCUGGCUUACUGAAGAGGAACCUGCUCACUAAGCCACCUCCUAGCACCGCUGCAGUGGUGGUGGCUGCCGCUCAUAAUGAUAUGGAUGGCAAUGGAGGAAGCUCAGCUAGCAAUCAUGCUAUGCAUGGCGCAGAUGUGAAGUAUGUAGUAGACUUUGCACCUGAACUAUCUGAGAUCGUUGUUGAGACCAAACACAUGGAACAGCUAGGCUUCUCCAUUCCUGAACUGGCUCGCAAUGUUGCAUUACAGGAAGAUAAGUACCUUCGAUGGAAUGACGGUCUGAGGCACAUGUUGGGCAGAUACCACUCAGCCAUUAGCUCAAUCAAUAAUGCUGAGACCCAGUUACUUGACGAGCAUCUCAAGGAUCUUAGACGCACCUUGAAGUCUGGCCACAAACGCCUCAACUGGAACUCUCUAGGCAUCACGGAUUACAUCACUCGCUGUGAACAGGCCAUCUCGAAGUUUGAAUCACUCGUCAAUCAGAUCCAGAAGAAUGCCAAGGACAUUGAUGCCAGACUCAAGGCAGUGGAGCAUGCCAACCUGUUCAAGGGACCUGUCAGCCAGAUGGAGGGGCAAAUAUUUCCUGGUUGCAAGGAAUACUAUGACCACAUUGAGCGUGAGCGCAUACACACCUUUGAGCAACUGGCUCGCAGGUACCGUGCUAUCGGACCCUUACUCACCAAGAUGGAAGGCUUGGUAGUCCACACCAACACAGGCAGAUCACCCAGGCUGCAGGCUUACUAUGCUUACUGGGAACGCAGGGUGUAUGACUCAUUGACAAAGCUGGUAUCUCGUAAUCUGAUUGAGUUCAACAACGCCUUGAUCACGGACAAGCCCCUGUUUCAGAUUGAUGCCAUGUUGUCGGCUCCAGAGAUCAUCUUGGUACCAGCAGCUAAUGAGAUCUAUAAGCUGAGCAUGCAGUGUGUCCGGGACUGCGUUGAAGGGACUAAGAACUUUGUGCGCUGGAUGCAUGGCACCUGCAUCGAGACCCCACCGCAGAACGUGGAAGGCGAAGACGAGCCGCUUAUCUUUAGUUUCUUCUCUGACAUCUCGGCAGACGGCAGCAUCAUCGACCUCGUGGUGCAGAGCUCCAAUCAGAUCCAGAAAACACUGACUAGCCACUCUAAGUACCUCAGCAGAUGGAAGAGAUACCGCCCUCUAUGGAAGCUAGAUAAGACCAUCAUGUUAGAGAAGUUUGCCAUUAAGAAGCCGACCUGUGUGGCCUACGAUGACAAGCUCCAGUUCUAUUCCAACUUGGCCAAGGAGGUUGGGAACCAGCCUAAGAUCAAGGACCAGGAUUCCAUCCGUCUCCACAUGGGCCUCCUAGCAGACACUGUCAAGGACCACGCCCAGAAAUGGGUGGAGUCCCUGGGAACGUUACUCAAGGAUACGGCUAGCGAAGACUUGCAUGGGCUAUCCACAGAACUGACGACCCUAUCUACAGACCUCAAGAAGACACCAGACACACUGGAAGAUCUGAAACUCGUCCUUCGCAUCAUCUCCGACAUCAAAGACAUGUCUCUAGAUGUUGAGAUGCGUAUCAAGGACAUCUUGGAGCGUUACCGCACCCUCAAGAUGUACCACAUCGAGGUCUCAGAUGAAGAGAAGGAGAUGUGUCGUAACAUCAAGCAGAUGUGGGAUGAUCUGUUCAUGGAGUCCAAGCAUGUGGAUGCCAGCUUGAUUGUAGUCAAGAAGAAAUUCACUGAGAUCACACAAGACCAGAUCAGUAACUUCAGCACCGAGCUGAACAACUUCCAGAGCAAAUUCCGUCUGGAAGGACCGGGAGCAGUUGGAAACAACUUGGACAAAGGUGUUGAGAUCUUGGAGUCCUUCAAGCGAGAGUUGUCCAUGUAUGAGAAGGAUCGUCAGGAACUAGCUAACGCUGAGAAACUCUUUGAUCUUCCCAUCACCAUGUACCCUGAGCUGCUGCAAGUACAGAAAGAGAUGACUGGAUUGGAUAAAAUCUAUGAAAUCUACAAACAACAAAAGGCUGCCCGUGAGGAAUGGGCCCAGACACUCUGGGCAAACCUCAACGUCAAUCACCUUGUAGACGGCAUCGAUACCUACAUCAAGAACCUGAAGAAGCUGCCUCGGGAGGUCAAGAGUACCUCCACGGCACACAUGGUGGAGGGGCGCAUGAAGGAGUUCAAGGAUUCCAUCCCGCUGUUUGUGGAUCUCAAGAACGAAGCGCUCCGAGAAAGGCAUUGGAAGGAAUUGAUGAACAAGACAGGCAAGUCCUUUGACAUGAACCCUGACACGUUCACAUUGGAGAACCUGUUUGCUAUGGAGCUACACAACUACAAAGAUGUCAUUGGGGACAUAGUCACUAGCGCAUCCAAGGAAUUGAGCAUUGAGAAGGGCAUCAAGGAGGUCAACGACGUCUGGGAGAACAUGAAGUUCAGCGUCAACAAGUACAUGAAGGGCACCCAGGAGAGAGGUGUCAUCCUCGGCUCGGUGGAUGAAGUCAUGCAGAUCUUAGACGAUAACUCUAUGAAUCUACAGAGCAUGUCGGCAUCUCGGUUCAUCGGGCCGUUCUUGAAUACCGUGCAGACAUGGGAGAAGAGCUUGUCACUGAUUGGUGAAGUUCUGGAGGUCUGGAUGGUCGUCCAGCGUAAGUGGAUGUAUCUUGAGAGUAUCUUCAUCGGUGGUGACAUCAGAUCACAGCUGCCUGAGGAAGCCAAGAAAUUUGACGCCAUCGACAAAACCUUCAAGAAAAUCAUGCAAGAGACAGUAGCCAACCCGCGCAUCAAGGAUGCCUGCCACGCAUCCAACCGCCUUCAAGACCUAGAGAUGAUCAGUACGGGCUUAGAGAAAUGCCAGAAGAGUCUGAAUGAUUACCUGGACUCCAAGAGGAAUGCCUUCCCUAGGUUCUUCUUCAUCUCUGAUGAUGAGCUGCUGUCUAUCCUGGGAAGCAGUGAUCCGUCCUGCGUGCAGGAACACAUUAUCAAGAUGUACGACAACAUCUCCUCGCUGCGUCUUCAAGAAGGCAACAAUCGUGAGACCCUGGUGACAGCCAUGAUAUCGGCUGAGGGUGAAGUGAUGGAAUUCCGGCAGGCUAUCCCUGCGGAGGGACGGGUUGAGGAUUGGAUGACUAGCGUGCUGGUGGAGAUGAGACGAACCAAUCGGCUGAUUACCAAGGAAGCUAUCUUCACUUACUGCGCCGACAAUGUUACCAGGGUGAACUGGAUGUACAAGUACCAAGGCAUGGUGGUGCUGGCUACCAACCAGAUCUGGUGGACCUGGGAAGUGGAAGACGUCUUCAAUAAGGUGGUCAAGCUAGGAGAUAAGACAGCGAUGAAGAAAUACGCCAAGAAGAUGCACCAACAGAUUAAUGAUCUUGUUGUACAGGUACGAUCACCCUUGUCCAGUAACGAUCGUAAGAAGUACAACUCUGUGCUCAUCAUUGAUGUGCAUGCCAGAGAUAUCAUUGAUGGCUUUGUCCGAGACAGCAUCUUGGAUGCCAAGGAGUUUGAAUGGGAGAGCCAGCUGCGUUUCUAUUGGGACAAGGAACCAGACGAGCUCAAUGUGCGACAGUGUACAGGAACGUUUGGCUAUGGAUAUGAGUACAUGGGACUCAACGGACGAUUGGUCAUCACACCACUGACUGACAGAAUCUACCUGACACUAACACAGGCAUUGUCAAUGCAGCUGGGAGGAGCACCAGCUGGCCCGGCAGGUACUGGCAAGACAGAAACCACUAAAGAUCUAGCUAAGGCCCUGGGUCUACUGUGUGUGGUCACCAACUGUGGUGAAGGCAUGGACUACAAGGCUGUUGGUAAGAUCUUCUCCGGUCUAGCUCAGUGUGGUGCUUGGGGAUGCUUUGAUGAGUUCAACCGUAUCGACGUCUCGGUACUGUCUGUCAUCUCAUCACAGAUUCAAACCAUCAGAAACGCUCUCAUUCACAACCUCAAGAAAUUCCAGUUUGAAGGCAAUGAGAUCACUAUGGAUAAUCGUAUGGGUAUCUUCAUCACCAUGAAUCCUGGCUAUGCUGGCCGUACUGAGCUACCAGAGAGUGUCAAAGCUCUCUUCAGACCAGUGGUGGUCAUCGUUCCUGAUCUGGGGCAGAUCUGUGAGAUUAUGCUGUUCUCUGAAGGAUUCAUCUUGGCCAAGGUUCUUGCCAAGAAGAUGACCGUCCUGUACAAGUUAGCCAAGGAGCAGCUGUCCAAGCAAUACCACUAUGACUUUGGCCUACGUGCUCUCAAGUCCGUCUUAGUCAUGGCUGGUGAGCUCAAGAGAGGAUCACCUGACUUGGCAGAGGACGUUGUAUUGAUGAGAGCUCUGCGUGACAUGAACCUUCCCAAGUUUGUCUUUGAGGACGUACCCCUCUUCUUAGGUCUGAUCUCGGAUCUCUUCCCUGGCCUAGACUGCCCUAGAGUCAGAUACCCCAACUUCAACGAUGCAGUAGAGGCAGCCCUAACAGACCAGAAUUAUAUCCAGCUAGACCACCAGGUUGACAAAGUUGUCCAGAUGUAUGAGACAAUGCUGACCAGACACACUACCAUGGUUGUUGGUCCAACAGGCGGUGGGAAAACUGUUGUCAUCAAUGCACUGGCCCAGGCACAGACAAAACUCGGCAUCCACACCAAGCUCUACAUCAUGAACCCAAAAGCCAUGAGCGUCAUUGAACUCUACGGCAUCCUGGAUCCAACCACUCGAGACUGGACUGACGGACUGCUGUCCAACAUCUUCAGAGAGAUCAACCGACCAACGGACAAGAACGAACGCAAGUACAUUGUCUUUGAUGGCGAUGUGGACGCGCUGUGGGUGGAGAACAUGAACUCUGUCAUGGACGACAACCGACUGCUGACGCUGGCUAACGGAGAGAGAAUCAGACUGCAGAAACACUGUGCACUGCUCUUUGAGGUAUCAGACCUUCAGUACGCCUCCCCAGCCACCGUCUCUCGCUGUGGUAUGGUCUUCGUAGACCCCAAGAACCUGGGCUACAUUCCCUUCUGGCAGAAAUGGAUCAACGCUCGCCAGUCUAAACAGGAACAGGAGGAUCUGAUGAGACUGUUCAAUAAGUACGUCCCGGGAGCCAUCGAUCUGAUCCUUGAGGGUAUGGUGGAUGGCAAGCCAGGAGAUAAACUCAAGAUGAUCGUACCGCUUACCAACCUCAACAUGGUGACCCAGCUGAGUAAGAUGCUGGAUGCCUUAGUCACCAAGGAGCACGAGUCGGACGUCUUAGAAGCCAUCUUCAUCCAGGCUCUGUACUGGUCCCUGGGCGGUUCACUCAUUGAGGACAGCCAGGUCAAGUUUGAUAGUUUCAUCAAGGGGACGGCUUCCAUGGCCAGUGUCUCUGAUGAGGGGACGGACGCUGGGCCUGGCGAGCUACCAGGACAACUGGAGUCCAUCUAUGAGUACUACUUUGAUCAGGAGAAGCAAAAGUGGAUUCCAUGGUCUAGACUGGUACCCAAGUACGUCCAUGACCCAGAGAGGAAGUUCUAUGAGAUCCUGGUCCCCACCCGAGACACAGUCCGCAACACCUGGCUCCUAGAGCUCAUGGUGCACACUAAGCAGCCUGUACUGUUUGUUGGAGACACAGGGACAUCCAAGACAGCAACCAUCCAGGAUUUCCUGAGGAACAUUGACCAGGAGAGCAAUUUGAUUCUGAACAUCAACUUCUCAUCCCGUACCACCUCCAUGGACGUCCAGCGGAAUCUAGAAGCUAACGUUGAGAAGCGUACUAAAGACACGUACGGUCCCCCUCCUGGUAGACGCUUACUAGUCUUCAUGGACGAUAUGAACAUGCCACAGGUUGAUGUGUAUGGCACCCAGCAGCCCAUUGCUUUAUUGAAGCUGCUCCUAGAACGAGGCGGGAUGUAUGACCGAGGCAAGGAUCUCAUCCUCAAGUACAUCCGAGAUAUUGGCUUCAUAGCUUCUAUGGGAAAAGCCGGCGGAGGUCGUAACGAGGUUGACCCUCGCUUCAUCUCCCUCUUCUGCACCUUCAACAUCACCUUCCCCUCAGACGCUUCCCUCAAGCACAUCUAUGCCUCCAUCCUCUCCGGUCAUACCCAGCCCUUCGACGAAAGCAUCCAGAAAAUAGCUGACAAGAUUACCCAGGGUACCUUGGACCUGUACAAGGUCAUCGUCAAUGACCUGCCGCCGACGCCAUCCAAGUUCCACUACAUCUUCAACCUGCGGGACUUGUCCCGCGUGGCGCAGGGUUUGUUACAGACUACACCGGACCGCUUCACCAACGUGUCCCAGUUUGUACGUGUCUGGCGUAAUGAAUGUCUACGAGUGUUCUUUGACCGACUGACCAACAAGGAAGACAAAACGCUUGUACAGGGUCACAUGAAAUCAGUGAUUGAGGAACACUUCAGAGAUCAUGUAGAGAAUGCCGUCCGUGAACCGUUGCUCUUUGGUGAUUACCGUACGGCAUUAGAUGAAGGUGAAGCUAGACUGUAUGAAGACAUACAGGACUAUGAGGCUGCUAAGGCUCUGUUCCAAGAGAUCCUUGAGGAGUACAACGAUAACAAGACACCCAUGAACCUUGUACUGUUUGAGGACGCCUUGGAUCACUUGACCCGGGUUCAUAGGGUCAUCCGUAUGGACAGAGGUCACGCCCUCUUGGUUGGUGUCGGUGGCAGUGGCAAGCAGAGCCUUACCCGCCUGGCUUCCUUCACCGCCGGCUGUGACGUCUUCGAGAUCCAGCUGAGCCGGGGUUACGAUGAGACCAACUUCCGUGAUGAUCUCAAGGUGCUGUACAACAAGCUUGGCAUCGAGCAGAAACGGACAGUCUUCCUGUUCACGGAUCAGCACGUAGCUCAGGAGAGCUUCCUGGAGCUUAUCAAUAACAUGUUGACGUCUGGGAUGGUGCCUGCACUGUUCCCUGAUGAUGAAAAGGAAGCGAUCGUUGGACAGAUGAGGAAUGAAGCUACCAAGGCAGGCGUCCCACCGACCCGUGAGAGCAUCUGGCAAUACUUCAUCAACAAGUGUGCCAACAAUCUACAUAUCGUCCUAGCCAUGUCGCCUGUGGGUGACACGCUGCGUACACGAUGUCGUAACUUCCCUGGAUUGGUCAAUAACUGCAGUAUUGACUGGUUCAUGCCGUGGCCGGUACAGGCGUUGACCGCUGUGGCUUCUGUGUUCCUUGGACAUGAAGAUAUCAAGAGUAUCCCUGAUGAUCACCGCGACACAGUGGUCAAGCAUGUCGUCUUUGUGCAUCAGUCCGUCGGUGAACACAGCAUCAGUUUCCAACAGAAGUUACGGCGCAGCAACUACGUGACUCCCAAGAACUACCUGGAUUUCAUCAACUCCUAUCUCAAGCUCUUGGACGUCAAAGAUGAAUAUAUUCUCUCUCAGUGCAAGCGCCUGGAAGGCGGUAUGGCUAAACUCGCAGAGGCCAGCGUCCAGCUGAACGAACUCAACGAGAAAUUGGCCGUCCAGAAAGUGGCUGUGACGGAGAAGACUGAAGCUUGCGAGAUCCUACUGGGUGAAAUCUCAACACGAACUGCCAAGGCUACAGAGAAAAAACAAGCAGCCGAGGGAAAGAGUAAAGAGAUUGAGGAACAGAGCGUUGUCAUCUCUGUUGAAAAGAAAGAUGCAGAGGAAUCCUUGGCUGAAGCCUUACCGGCCCUGGAGGCAGCCCGCUUUGCCUUGCAGGAUCUGGAUAAAUCCGACGUCACUGAGAUCAGGGCGUUUGCCAAGCCCCCUAAGCUUGUCCAGAUGGUCUGUGAAUGCAUCGUGGUAUUGCGGGGUAUCAGAGAAGUGUCCUGGAAGUCAGCCAAGGCAAUGAUGGCUGAGGCUAACUUCCUGAAAUCACUGACAGAGAUGGACGUUGACGGCAUCGGACAGACCCAGGUCAAGACAGUGAGAGGUUUCUUGAAGGACAUGGACACCACACCAGAAGAAAUGAAGACAGUCUCCCGCGCUGGGGCCGGUCUCUUCAAGUUUGUGGUAGCUGUCAUGGGCUACUGCUCUGUGGCUAGAGAGAUCAAACCCAAACGAGAGAAGGUUGCCCGUCUUGAGCGUACUUUCUACCAAUCCAAGCGAGACCUGGACCGCAUCAUCAAUGAAGUCAAAUCCCUGGACGACGAGCUGUCCAAUCUCGGCCAGCGCUACGAGGCGGCCAUAACGGAGAAACAACAGCUGCAAGAAGAAGCCGAGAUCAUGGAACGUCGCCUGAUAGCUGCCGACAAGCUCAUCUCUGGUCUGGGCUCUGAGAACGUCAGAUGGACUAAGGACUUGGAGGAGUUACGUCAGCGUCGAAUCCGUCUCCUAGGCGACUGUCUCAUCUCCUCAGCCUUCUUGAGCUACGUCGGAGCCUUCACCUGGGAUUUCCGGAACCAGAUGAUUUACAAGGAUUGGCAAGAUGACAUACUGGAGCGAGGAAUCCCUCUAAGCCAACCCUUCAAACUGGAGAACCUCCUGACAGACGAAGUAGAGAUCAGCAAGUGGGGAUCUGAAGGCUUGCCACCAGAUGAGCUGUCUGUCCAGAAUGGUAUCCUGACUACCAGAGCCAGUCGCUUCCCACUGUGCAUUGAUCCACAGCAGCAGGCCUUGAAUUGGAUCAAGAGAAAGGAAGAACAGAACAACCUCAAGGUUUGCACCUUCAACGAUCCUGAUUUCUUGAAGCAGUUGGAGCUUGCCAUAAAGUACGGCUUCCCUUUCCUCUUCAAAGAUGUGGACGAGUACAUCGAUCCUGUCAUCGAUAACGUCCUGGAGAAAAACAUCAAAGGUGUAGCAGGUCGUGAGUUCAUCAUUCUGGGUGAUAAGGAAGUAGACUAUGAUCCUAACUUCCGUCUGUACCUCAACACCAAGCUGGCUAAUCCUAAGUACACACCGGCGGUGUUUGGCAAGGCUAUGGUCAUCAACUACACCGUCACACUCAAGGGUCUUGAAGACCAGCUUCUCAGCGUCAUCGUCGGUUUUGAGCGCAAGGAGCUGGAGGAACAACGAGAACGUCUGAUCCAAGAAACUAGCGAGAAUAAACGACUACUGAAGGACUUAGAGGACUCCCUGCUCCGUGAGCUGGCUACAUCAACCGGUAACAUGCUGGACAAUGUGGAGCUGGUGCAGACUCUGGAGGAAACCAAGUCCAAAGCCACAGAGGUCGCAGACAAACUCAAACUAGCCGCCAAGACAGCCGUCGACAUUGACAAGCUUCGAGAUGGCUACCGUCCGGCAGCGAAGCGUGGCGCUAUUCUCUUCUUCGUUCUCUCCGAGAUGGCCCUCAUCAAUACAAUGUACCAGUACUCCUUAGCAUCAUUCCUGGGUGUCUUCCAGCUCUCGCUCAAGAAGAGUCUGCCGGACUCCAUCCUGGUCAAGCGACUCAGGAACAUCAUGGAUACACUGACGCAUAACAUCUACAACUACGCCUGCACAGGGUUGUUUGAGAAGCACAAGCUGCUGUUCUCCUUCCAGAUGACCAUCAAGCUUGAGCAGAGCGAGGACCAACUACCCCAGGAGGAGUUAGACUUCUUCAUCAAGGGCAACCUGUCCUUAGAGAAGAGUCGACGGACUAGACCUCACAUGUGGAUCCCAGAGCAAGGCUGGGAGGAUAUCAUCAAGUGUGCACAGAUCGCUGACGUCUUCACUUCGCUACCUGAUGACGUGGAUAAGAACGGAACUACGUGGAAAGCGUGGUAUGAUUUGGACACUCCGGAGCAGAGCCCCCUUCCAGGCAAAUACUCGGACUCCCUCUCUGAGUUCCAGAGACUCCUCCUCCUUCGUUGUUUCCGCAUCGAUCGUGUCUACCGGGCCGUCACUGACUACGUCACUUCCCGUAUGGGUGAGAAGUACGUCACUCCUCCUGUCAUCAGCUUUGAGUCCAUCUUUGAACAGAGUACGCCGUUCUCACCGAUCGUCUUCAUCCUGAGUCCCGGCUCGGACCCGGCAAGUGACCUGACGAAGCUUGCGGAGAGGUCAGGAUUCGGAGGCAACAAGUUGAAGUUUCUUUCUAUGGGACAGGGUCAAGAAAAGGUUGCCUUGCAACUCCUAGAGACAGCCAUCGCCCGAGGCCAGUGGCUCAUGCUGCAAAACUGUCACCUGUUGGCUAAGUGGCUACGUGACUUGGAGAAAGCAUUGGAGAAGAUCAUUAAGCCACAUCCAGACUUCAGGCUGUGGCUAACUACUGACCCCACACCUGCAUUCCCCAUCGGUAUCCUGCAAAGAUCACUCAAGGUUGUGACAGAACCACCCAACGGCCUGAAGCUAAACCUCCGCAGCAGCUACCACAAGAUCUCCGCCCAGGUGCUAGAAGACUGCCCCCACACUGCCUUCAAGCCUCUAGUCUUUGUCUUGGCGUUCUUCCACGCCGUGGUUCAAGAACGUCGCAAGUACGGCAAGAUUGGCUGGAACGUACCCUACGAUUUCAACGAGUCGGACUUCCGCGUCUGCAUGGAUAUCCUACAGACGUACUUGACGAAGACCUUUGAGCAGGGAGACCCUAAGAUUCCCUGGAGAAGUCUCAAGUAUCUGAUUGGAGAGGUGAUGUACGGAGGCCGAGCCAUUGAUAACUUUGACCGUCGCGUCUUGAAUACCUACAUGGAUGAGUACAUGGGGGACUUCAUAUUUGAUACGUUCCAACCGUUCCAUUUCUACUGCAACAAGGAGGUGGAUUAUUGCAUCCCGGAGAUUGGGCCCAAGGAUAACUACGUCCAGCUAAUUGAAGAGCUACCGUUAGCCAACACCCCAGAGGUAUUUGGUCUUCAUCCUAACGCUGAGAUCAACUACUACACCCAAGCAGCCAGGGAUAUGUGGGCACAGCUGGUGGAACUCCAGCCCCAGACAGGCGAGUCUGGAGCAGGCAUCAGUCGCGAGGACUUUAUCGCUAACAUCGCCUCGGACAUCCAAGCUAAACUACCCCAGCAGUUUGAACUGGACAAGAUUCGUAAGAAGUACGGUCUGGAGGUCACUCCGACCACCGUGGUUCUCUUACAGGAGCUGGAACGAUUCAAUCGACUCAUUGCACGCAUGGCUAAGUCACUCGCUGAACUGCAGAGGGCCUUGAAGGGUGAAGUAGGAAUGAGUAGUGAACUAGACGACGUGGCUAGGGCUUUAUUCAACGGUCAGAUACCUGGCAUCUGGCGUCGUCUGGCUCCUGACACCCUUAAAUCACUAGGCAACUGGAUGAUACACUUCCAGAGACGCUUCACACAGUAUACCACAUGGGUCAACGAGAGUGAACCACCUGUGAUUUGGCUGAGUGGCCUCCACAUCCCAGAAUCCUACCUGACGGCCUUAGUGCAAGCCACCUGUCGCAAGAACGGCUGGCCGCUAGACAAAUCCACCCUCUACACAGCCGUCACUCAGUACAUGACCCCAGAUGAGGUCAGCGAGCGCGCUCACUCCGGGUGUUUUGUGACUGGCUUAUACCUGGAGGGUGCAUCCUGGUCUCGGGAGGAUACAUGCCUCGCUCGUCCUAAACCCAAGGUGCUGAUUGAGGAGCUGCCCAUCCUCAAAGUCAUCCCUAUAGAAGCCCAUCGUCUCAAAUUACAGAAUACCUUCCGCACACCAGUGUACACCACGUCGCAGCGUCGUAAUGCCAUGAGUGUUGGCUUGGUGUUUGAGGCAGACUUGGGCACCACUGAGCAUAUUUCUCAUUGGGUCCUGCAAGGUGUCUGCUUGGUACUCAACACAGACUAAAUCGGGAUUUUAAUUUCGGGAAAAUUCACCGACCACAAAUUGACAGACUAAAAAUUGUCUUGACUAGCAAUAUACAAAAGACCAUAUUGUUUUCUUAUGAGCUUAGGGUGUUUUUCAAACGGCGCCUUUGCAUCCAGCUUUGAAUUUAAUCAAUAUCAUGUCCUGACUUGAAGGACUCUGGCUCGGUAUUAAUCCAUGUUGCUCCCAGAACAGCACAUCUUCAUAUUUAGGGCCAAAGACAAUGAAAGAAUAGACUUUCUGUUUUAAUUGGUAUAAAAAAAAAGAAUUUAAUAAUUCUGGUGCCAGAUAUGAAACUAAAGUUGGAACGAAGCCAGGUUUUGGAAAAUGGUCUAUUUGUGACUAUUAGGAAAUGGGACUGCAGUUCAUUCAGAACUUCAUCCGUUCUCUGCAUUUAUGACUAGAUUAGACUUGUUUCCAGACACUGUUUGUUAUUGAUACACACUAGCCACAAGUGGGCAUUGUUGCUAGGAUCAACUUUAUGAUGAAUUGCGUGUAGUGAAAUUUUGUUUGUAUUGCAGCAGUAAAAAAUAAUGUGUAUUAAAAUAUACCAAGUGACACCUUGAAGUUACGAAUCAGAUCCUAAACUAGGUUGAAGAAAAGACUAGAGAGUAUUGAUGAUUGACCAACUUCAUUCUCUCCAAAAAACAUGAACUCAGACAGAAAAUUGAAAUGCAUUUCCAUUAAAUGGAGCGAUGGCUUUUUGCCUAAUGAAAUAAAUACCAUUUGUAUGUGUUGCCAAGGGUUUGGCUAGUUGCUGGAUUGGGAAAGGAACACGGAGAAUAUAAAUUUGCCUUGGGUAAGGUGUAUGAAAUGAACAUGGAUAUAUUCUGAAUACCUCGAAAGUGAUUACUUUUCAGUGUAAAGCAAAUGUUUAAUAAGAAAACUGGGGCGUUUAAGAAGAAAGAAAGAAAGUAAUUCUCAUCCAAAAAUAGACAAUUCUAGUUCAAUUGACACAGAAAGAAGUGCUGAAAUGAAAUCACUCCAUCUUUCCUGUUUAUUGAAUUGACUUAUUUCAUUGACAGCAGUCGUUUCGAGUUAACAGUACUGUAUUAUCAAAGACUUUUUGGUGAAUUUUUUUUUUCCAUGUGUUUUUUUUUCGACACUGCUGCAUGAUGCGUCAAACUUAAACCUCGUUUCAAUCCGUCCUUAAAAUUUCCAAUCAAUUGUAAACUUAUUCCAAUUUCUAAUGAAUAAUCAAAGUACAAUACCAUUGUUUAUUUUUUGUAUAAUAUUGAGGUGCCAUUUUGCUGUUAUGCGAGCAUUUAUUCCAGUUGUGACUCCGUCCUUUUGAAAGAAUUGUUUUGUAUAAAGAUGUGUGCCUUCUAACUGAGAUCCGUCCGUUUUAUUAUUGCACCCUCUAUUGAUUCACUUCAGAAAGUGGCAGGCAGUGUUUUUUUUCACUUACAGAAUUUAUAAAGUUUUAUCUUUUUCCCAAGGGAAGAAAGAGUAUUUUAACAUGUUCACAUCGUUUGCUCUGUCUAUUGAAGCAUGUGGCAACAUUAAAAAAAAACUAAGCGCUUUAAAUUGCCAAGAAAAAAUACCAGAUAUCUGUAAUUGGAUAUCGGAAGCGAUGCUGCCUGUUUUUUAUGAUUCAGUCAACAGAGGGUGCAUUUCAUUUAUAGAAUUGCUAUUUGAACAGUUAGAAUGGUUGCUGUUACUGUCAUAAAUAUUAAGAUUGAUAUUCCAAGUAUUUAUCUGAUUUUCAAAUUGACUAAAAGUCAAGUUUUCCGAUCUAAAAAGGUUUAUAUGGUUUUUAAGAAUUUAAAGUAUAAGUAUGUAUAUAUUUCGAUAUCUUGUGGAAAGGAAAGUAAAAGUUAUAAAAAGAUUAUGAAUUUAA
Molecule: messenger RNA, 15874 nt
Organism: Patiria miniata (bat star)
Lineage: Eukaryota; Metazoa; Echinodermata; Asteroidea; Valvatida; Asterinidae
Product: dynein heavy chain 10, axonemal-like
Exons: 71
Coding region: 1-14016 (4671 amino acids)
Biological process (GO): microtubule-based movement
Cellular component (GO): dynein complex
Molecular function (GO): dynein intermediate chain binding; dynein light intermediate chain binding; ATP hydrolysis activity
Source: RefSeq, a predicted model, not a curated record